Molecule: messenger RNA, 891 nt
Organism: Ustilaginoidea virens
Lineage: Eukaryota; Fungi; Ascomycota; Sordariomycetes; Hypocreales; Clavicipitaceae
Exons: 3
Coding region: 1-891 (296 amino acids)
Source: RefSeq, a predicted model, not a curated record
AUGGAACGGGGGAGAAUAGGAAGAGCCGUCGAAAAGCAAAACGGCCCUGCCGAUAGGGAUAAUGGUCCGAAGAGAGCCGAGACAGACUGGAACAGGCCAGGCUCACUCGUCGGUGGCAGAAGCCUGGAGCCUGGGGCCUGGGGGCCAGCACCAGCUGCCAGCUGCCCAGAGACAAGAGACCAGACCAGAGGCCAGAUGCCAGAUGCCGCAGGCCAGAUGCCGCAGGCCAGAUGCCGCAGGCCAGAUGCCGCAGGCCAGAUGCCACAGGCCACAAGCCACAAGGCAGAAACAAGUAAGCGUCGCAAGGAAGCGGGCCGGUACCGAAUCGAGCGAGGGAAAGAGCGCCCAAUAGUCGACCAGCCGAGCAAUGGGGCGGGCACACGGCAGGAGCAAAGGGAGACGUCUGGUGUGAACCCGCUCCGGACGGGGGUACGUAGAUGGACUGGGUUUGGUGCGGGCGACAUGGGGAAGCUUGAUGCCUGGUGUCACUUGGACUUGGAGGGAGGCAAGAUACUAGAUAUCGUACAUACUCCGUACUGCAAGGAUGAGACUGCCGUCUCGACUGCGACUGCUGGGGGGUCCGGACUCCGGGGCAUGAGAAACGCAAGGGUACCGCGAGGCAACCCGCAGGAGCGGAGGUACCAGGGCAGACAGAACCCGGCAGAUGGUCGUUGCAGAGCUGUUCAUGUCAUCCUGAGGAGGCGGCGACCGCGAGCCGCGUCCGCAAAGGACCUGGAGAUCGAUAGCGUUGACGCAUGCAAGGGAGAAGAGAGCGCGGCCCGGCUUGGCCCCCUUGGCGAAGCAUCAGCGCGCCGACCUCCCCUCCUUGGAGAAGCGGCGACCGCACGCGACCUGACUAGGGGAAGGACGCGGCCGUCGUGGGCAACCUGA